Penicillium odoratum is the source of this 1572-nucleotide messenger RNA. RefSeq names its product putative cysteine synthase B. Gene Ontology annotation, cellular component: cytoplasm. Gene Ontology annotation, molecular function: cysteine synthase activity; cystathionine beta-synthase activity. The transcript has 3 exons. The coding region runs from base 1 to 1572 and encodes 523 amino acids. Lineage: Eukaryota; Fungi; Ascomycota; Eurotiomycetes; Eurotiales; Aspergillaceae. The record is from RefSeq and is a predicted model, not a curated record.
AUGGCAUCACAUACAAUGUCCCAAUCAAAUGAGUGCAAUGUAUACUUCGGUGCGGACUCGCUGAAGAAGUAUUUCAAUCCUGAUUGUCAGCCUCCGUUGCCUCUGGUUGAGUUGCCGGAACAUCUGAACCCAUACUAUCAUGAUGGAGUUCGGAUAUACGCCAAAAUGAUGACCAUGCACCCGGCAAACAAUGUCAAGGCUAUGCCAGCGUUGAACAUGCUGGAGACAAAUGUGGUUCCGAACAAGACCAAUACCAUCAUUGAAUACAGCUCAGGAUCGACCGUGAUUUCCAUGUCCAUGAUUGCCCGAGUCAUGCACGGCGUCAACGACACACGAGCUUUCCUGAGCAACAAGACCAGCGACGCCAAGCUGAAACUGAUGCAGUUUUUCGGUCUGGACAUUACCCUUUUCGGCGGACCAUCACAGCCAGAACCCACCGAUGAGCGUGGUGGCAUCCAAAGUGCCCGCAGACAAGCCAAAGAGUCCGAAGCAAUCGUCAAUCCCAACCAAUAUGAAAACGACGCCAACUGGCAGUCACACAUCCGAUGGACCGGACCACAAAUCUUCAAGCAACUACCCGAGAUCAAUGUCCUUUGUGCAGGCAUGGGUACUUCGGGAACCCUCACCGGACUGGGCACAUACUUCAAAAGCGUGAAGCCGUCCGUGACGCGGAUCGGGGUCUGCACAGCACCCGGUGACCGCGUACCUGGCCCAAGGUCCUAUGCACUUUUACGCCCAGUCGAGUUCCCAUGGAAAGAUGCAGUGGAUACAAUCGAAGAAGUCGGGUCUGCAGACUCGUACACCAAUUCUCUGAGACUAUGUCGAGAGGGACUGGUGUGUGGCCCAUCAUCCGGAUUCAACCUACAAGGCCUAUUCCAGAUGCUGGAGAAGCGCAAAGCGGCCGGUACACUCACUGAUCUAGCCGGUCCAGACGGAGUGACGCACUGCGUAUUUUUGUGCUGUGACUUGCCAUACCAGUACAUUGAGGAAUAUUUCCAAAAACUAGGCUCGGAACAAUUCCCUCCCAUCCGCAAUGAGCAAUUGACCAAAGUCGAUCUCCACCGCUAUGACGAAGCCUGGGAGCGAGAUGCCCUGGAUAUCCUUCCACAGGUAUACGGAGCUCCUCGGUCCCUCGCAGAAAGCCAAAUGAGCGAGAUCACGCUCAGGCCGCAGCACCGGGUGCUGGAUCUCCGAAACCCAGCCGAUUUCCGAGCUUGGCAUCUUCCUGAGUCGAUCAACCUGCCACUGACCAGCCUCGGGCCACAUACGGCGUCACCGUUUUCGGAUCCGGCUGUAUUAGAGGCGCAAUGGAGGGAGCUGGAGAAGCUUUUCCAGGAUGGCCUCGUCUCGCAUCUUGGUUCGCAUCACGUUCUGGUGGUAUGUUACGAUGGAGACACGGCACGUGUGGCCACUAGCGUUCUUCGGGCGAGAGGCCUUGAAGCAGAUAGUGUGCGCGGUGGCUUCCGUGCGUUGAAGAUGUAUGGGAUCGGGAGUGAGGGUCCCACUAUGUCCACAAAGGCCCCUGGACCUAUUGCGGCGACUAUUUCUGUUUCUGCUGUACCCCUUGAUUAG